AUGAGUCAAAAAAGUGUGUGCGUUACUUAUUUAUUAUGGCUAUUUUUUGGAUUGUUUGGUAUCCAUAGAUUUUAUCUAAAUCGUCCAUGUAGUGGAGUUUUAUAUCUUUUCACAUGUGGCUGCUUUUUUAUUGGAUGGUUCAUUGAUAUUUGUUUAAUUCCUGGAAUGGUUGAAGAUUAUAAUGCAAAAUAUGACUCAAUGAAUAAAACAACAACAACAGUAACUCAAGUUGUUGUUCAACCAGUUUACCAAGGUUCACCACAACAACAACCAUACGGUGCCCCACCACAACAACCAUACGGUGCUCCACCACAACAACCAUACGGUGCUCCACCACAACAACCAUACGGUGCUCCACCACAACAACCAUACGGUGCUCCACCACCACAACCAUAUGGUGCUCCACCACCAGGCGCAUAUGCUCCACAAGGCAAUUACCCACCACCAUAUGGUCCACAAUAA
This is a messenger RNA of Dictyostelium discoideum AX4, 462 nucleotides long. Its product is annotated as TM2 domain containing protein. Lineage: Eukaryota; Evosea; Eumycetozoa; Dictyosteliales; Dictyosteliaceae. The transcript is spliced from 5 exons. The record is from RefSeq and is a predicted model, not a curated record. Gene Ontology annotation, cellular component: membrane. Gene Ontology annotation, biological process: G protein-coupled receptor signaling pathway. Bases 1 to 462 code for a protein of 153 amino acids.